AUGGGACAUCGCGGCCACCGUCGCGCCUGGUGGCCCCCCAGGGCCCCGCGCGCCUGGCACUGCCCGCCGGGAACCCAAAGGUCGACGCAGCCCGCGUUCCACCGUCGCGCUGCGCCUCAGGCCAUGGCCGCUCGUCCUCCGGCGACGCUGCCGCCUGAGAGCCACAUGGCGACGCCCCGGAGGGGGCCCGCGGCGCGGGCCACUCGUCGUCCGACGACCCCACCGCCGGACAGCCACCCCGAGAGCUACAUGGAGACGCCCCGGAGGGGGCCCGCGGCCCGGGCCGCUCGUUGUCCUGCGACCCCACAGCCGGACAGCCACCCCGAGAGCCUCAUGGCGACGCCCCGGAGGGGGCCCGCGGCCCGGGCCGCUCGUUGUCCUGCGACCCCGCCGAUGGACAGCCACCCCGAGAGCCACAUGGCGACGCCCCGGAGGGGGCCCGCGGCGCGGGCCGCUCGUCGUCCUGCGACCCCACUGCCGGACAGCCACCCCGAGAGCCUCAUGGCGACGCCCCGGAGGGGGCCCGCGGCCUGGCCCGCUCGUUGUCCUGCGACCCCACCGACGGACAGCCACCCCGAGAGCCACAUGGCGACGCCCCGGAGGGGGCCCGCGGCCUGGCCCGCUCGUUGUCCUCCGACCCCGCCGCCCGAGAGCCACAUGGAGACGCCCCGGACGGGGCCCGCGGCGCGACCCGCCUCGCAGAGACGCGCUCCCCGCCGCCGAGGCUCCCGCACAGCCGCGGCCUCGGCCACCGCCGCCCCCGGCGUCCUCGUCAUGGCGUGGGAGGCCCCGGCCCAGGCGGCCGCCGCGCCGCCCCAGGCCGUCGUCUGUGCCGGCCCGCUGCAGGGGCCGGAGGGCCCGAUGCCUCCCAGCCCGGGCGCCGUGCAGGCCGCCCUGCCCGGCCUGCAGCUCGCCUUCGCGCUGAGCUCCUUCCACUUGCAGGAGCCGCUGGCCGUGGCCCGCCAGGGCCCCCAACACCCCGAAGCCGCCGACUCGAUGGGCCACGCAGCCUCGCGGCCUCUGAGCUCCACACUCGCCUCGGAGAGGCCGCAGCCCAAGAGAAGGAAGAAGAGCGGCACGCAGCGCCAGUCCGCCUUCCAGCCGGUGCAGGGCAGACACGGAGAGAUCCGCGCCUUCGUGCCCAGGCAGGGGCCGCUCAACCUGCCCCCGCCGGACCUGCCCCCGCCGGACCCGCAGCCGCCGUCCAACUUCAUGUUCUGCCCGGAAUGCUGCCCAGGAUUCUGCACCAGCUACGCCAGGCCAGAGCAAGGCCACCUCCCGGCCACUAACGCUGCUGCAGCCACCACCGCUGCUGCCUCGCUGCAAGCCGCCCCGAUGCAACUCACCCAGCUCCAGGCCGCCCAGCUGCAAGCCACUCAGCUGCAAGCCGCCCAGAUGCAAGUCGCCCAGCUGCAAGCUGCCUCGCUGCAGCUUGCCCAUAUGCAAGCUGCCCCGCUGCAAGUCGCCCAUCUGCAAGUCGCCCAGCUGCGAAUUGCCCCGCUGCAGGCCACCCUGCUGCCCUGUUGGGUGCCUCAGGCUUUCCUGCCCUUGCCAGAGCCUAGGCUCAGGCCUGUGCCACAGGCACCCUGUUUCUCCCAGCCUGUGCAGCCUGCCAGGGCCCCCAGGCCCCCAAGAAUGAGGGUCCUGGCACCUCCGUCCUCUUCUCAGGCCCGGGGCUCCUCACCACCACCACCACCAUAG
Messenger RNA from Cavia porcellus (domestic guinea pig), 1701 nucleotides. RefSeq names its product proline-rich protein 36-like. The coding region runs from base 1 to 1701 and encodes 566 amino acids. The record is from RefSeq and is a predicted model, not a curated record. The transcript has a single exon. NCBI's taxonomy places the organism in Eukaryota, Metazoa, Chordata, Mammalia, Rodentia, Caviidae.